Messenger RNA from Ochotona curzoniae (black-lipped pika), 3287 nucleotides. It is a transcript of the gene KIFC3, whose product is annotated as kinesin family member C3. Gene Ontology annotation, biological process: microtubule-based movement. Gene Ontology annotation, molecular function: ATP binding; microtubule motor activity; microtubule binding. The coding region runs from base 38 to 2872 and encodes 944 amino acids. NCBI's taxonomy places the organism in Eukaryota, Metazoa, Chordata, Mammalia, Lagomorpha, Ochotonidae. The transcript has 21 exons. The record is from RefSeq and is a predicted model, not a curated record.
CCCAGAGGAGGAGGAGGAGGCUGCAGAGCCCCAGGCCAUGGUCCCCUCUCGCAGGACGUGGAACCUGGGAGCCACGCCCUCACUGCGGGGCCUGUGGAGAGUGGGCCGGGCCCCAGAGCCGGAGCAGCCGGGGAUGGCUCGCCCCGCCCCAGCCCCAGCCAGCCCUGCCACCCGCCCUGCCCCACACACCGGCCUGGGGAGGUUGAGAACUGGGCGUGGGAAAGACGCAGCGAUCGGUGGUGAGGAGGACUCCAGUGCCCGAAUCACAGCUCGACCCGCCCUAGCGCAGUGCCGAGCGCUCAGUGUGGACUGGGCCGGCUCCGGGAGCCCCCACAGGCUGUACCUGACCGUGCAGGAGGCCCUGCAGGACAAGGGGUACGAGAGCAAGAGUCAGGGGACGAAAGAAGAGAAACUUGCAAAGAGGCCUGCACCGGCCCCCAGGCGCGAACGGGAGGCCCCGGAAGCCGGUGGCAGUGCCAUGAAUGUAGAGAAAACAGGUAGCCGGCUGUUUGGCAGUGGGAGGUGCUCGAGCCUGUCGGGAUCGCCGGGGGCAGUCCCAGUCGUGCAUAGGAUGGUGGAGGCCAUGUCCCAGCUCCAGGAGGAGAAGGCCCAGCUCCAGGAGGAGUUGGUGGUCCUGAGGGAGAGGCUGGCCCUCCAUGACAGUGACCAGCAAGCCACCGCCACCCAGCUGCAGAACCAGGUGGAAAACCUGAAGGAGAAGCUCAUUAGCCAGGCCCAGGAAGUGAGCCGACUUCGGUCAGAGCUGGGAGGCACUGACCUGGAGAAGCUGCGGGACCGGCUGACAGUGGAGAAUGAGCGGCUGAGGCAGGAGCUGCGGCGCUGCGAGGCUGAACUGCAGGGGCUGCGGGCACAACCGCCGCCAGCAGCGCCCUGCCCAGGCUGUGAACACAGCCAGGAGAGCGCCCAGCUCCGUGACAAGCUGUCGCAGCUGCAGCUGGAGGUGGCAGAGAACAAAGGCAUGCUCUCUGAGCUGAACCUGGAAGUGCAGCAGAAGACAGACCGGCUGGCUGAGGUGGAGCUACGCCUCAAGGACUGCCUGGCCGAGAAGGCGCAGGAGGAGGAGCGGCUCAGCCGGCGCCUGCGCGAUAGCCACGAGACCAUCGCCAGUCUGCGGGCCCAGUCCCCACCCGUCAAGUAUGUCAUCAAGACGGUGGAGGUGGAGUCGUCCAAGACCAAGCAGGCGCUCAGUGAGUCCCAGGCCCGGAACCAGCACCUGCAGGAGCAGGUGGCCAUGCAGCGGCAGGUGCUGAAGGAGAUGGAGCAGCAGUUACAGAGCUCACAUCAGCUGACCACACAGCUCCGCGCGCAGAUUGCCAUGUACGAGUCAGAGCUGGAGCGGGCCCACGGGCAGAUGCUGGAGGAGAUGCAGUCCCUGGAGGAAGACAAGAACCGGGCCAUCGAGGAGGCGUUUGCCAGAGCCCAGGUGGAAAUGAAGGCUGUGCACGAGAACUUGGCAGGCGUCAGGACCAACCUGUUGACGCUGCAGCCAGCCCUGCGGACCCUCACCAACGACUACAACGGGCUCAAGCGGCAGGUGCGCGGCUUCCCUCUGCUGCUGCAGGAGGCCCUCAAGAGUGUCAAGGCCGAGAUCGGCCAGGCCAUCGAGGAGGUUAACAGCAGCAACCAGGAGCUGCUGCGCAAGUACCGCCGGGAGCUGCAGCUGCGCAAGAAGUGCCACAACGAGCUGGUGCGGCUGAAAGGGAACAUCCGAGUGAUUGCUCGGGUCCGGCCAGUCACCAAAGAAGAUGGGGAGGGACCCGAGGCAACUAAUGCUGUGACCUUUGACCCCGAUGAUGACUCCAUCAUCCACCUGCUGCACAAGGGCAAGCCUGUGUCUUUCGAGCUGGACAAGGUCUUCUCUCCGUGGGCCUCGCAGCAGGAUGUGUUCCAGGAGGUGCAGGCCCUAAUCACCUCAUGCAUCGAUGGCUUCAACGUCUGCAUUUUUGCCUAUGGCCAGACGGGGGCUGGCAAGACGUACACCAUGGAGGGAACCCCUGACAACCCAGGCAUCAACCAGCGGGCGCUGCAGCUGCUCUUCUCUGAGGUGCAGGAGAAGGCAUCUGACUGGGAGUACAACAUCACUGUCAGUGCAGCCGAGAUCUACAACGAGGUCCUCAGGGACCUGUUGGGGAAGGAGCCUCAGGAGAAGUUGGAGAUCCGGCUGUGCCCAGAUGGCAGUGGACAGCUCUACGUGCCAGGGCUGACCGAGUUCCAGGUGCAGAGUGUGGACGAUAUCAACAAGGUGUUUGAAUUUGGCCACACCAAUCGCACCACGGAGUUCACCAACCUGAAUGAGCACAGCUCCCGCUCGCACGCUCUGCUCAUUGUAACGGUGCGCGGCAUGGACUGUAGCACGGGCCUGCGCACCACAGGAAAGCUGAACCUGGUGGACUUGGCCGGCUCCGAGCGUGUGGGCAAAUCGGGGGCGGAAGGCAGCCGGCUGCGGGAGGCGCAGCACAUCAACAAGUCGCUGUCGGCGCUGGGGGACGUCAUUGCUGCCCUGCGAUCCCGCCAGGGCCACGUGCCCUUCCGCAACUCCAAGCUUACCUACCUGCUGCAGGACUCACUCAGUGGUGACAGCAAGACCCUCAUGGUGGUACAGGUGUCCCCCGUGGAGAAGAACACCAGUGAGACACUCUACUCCCUCAAGUUCGCGGAGAGGGUGCGCUCUGUGGAGCUGGGCCCUGUGUCCCGGCGUGCAGAGCUGGGAUCCUGGUCGAGUCAGGAGCAUCUGGAGUGGGAGCCAGCUUACCAAACGCCGCAGGCUUCAACGCGUGCCCACUCAGCACCCGGCUCUGGGACCACAAGCCGCGCUGGCUCCAUCCGGAGGAAGCUACAGCCCUCAGUCUGAAGGCUGGGGCUGCACGGUCUCCAGGGAAGUCAAGACCCGUGCCUGUGUGAUGGACAGGGUCACCCUGCUGGGCCAGGGGCCUGAAGCUGCUGCACUGCAAGGGCUUCCUGUACCACGUUCAGGAGGAAGUAGCAUCUUGGCUUGGGCACAGACGGCGUGAGCUGCAAGGGCAAGCCCGGGCCCAUGAGGGGAGGGUGGGCCUCUGGCCGUCAUGUACAUAGUGUUCUUGGGGGUGUAGGAACCCCACCACCCAAGUUGUAUUUAUGGCCAGGGAUCCCACUGCUCCCAUCUGCCUGGUAGCAGGCAUGGUCCUGGCUCAUUGGCCUCCCGAGGCCCACCCUCCCUGAAAUCCUAUUUAAGAACUUUUGGAAGCUUAGCUGUUUUUACUUAUUAAAAUAAAAGCCUUUUUACACAA